CUCGAUGCGGACUCCGCUCGGGAGCUGGCCCAGCGGGGUGGCACCAUCCUGCUGCUGGACGUGCCCGAGAACACUGCCGUGGGCGUGGAUCAGCAGACCUUCCUGGUGGGGCCCAAAUUCAAGGGCAUCAAGAUGGUGCCCCCUGGGACACACUUCAUCUCCUACAACUCCUCCAGCGGGCAGGGCGACUUUGGGCCCACCACCUCUUUCUUCCUGCCCAUCCGCAGCGGCCAGGUGGUGGUGCGGCGGUGGAAUGGGCCGGAGGAGGUGCUGGAGGAGCUUGAGGAUGAGGAUGAGGUGGAGCGGUAUGCCCAGGCGGUGCGCAGCUUCCAGCUGGACCAGCACCUGGCGCCUUACGACCUGGCCAGCUGGAACCGCUGGCGCCAGCUGGCGGGCCACAUCAGCGGGGGAGUGGUGGAUGCGCUGCAGCCGGUGGGAGGCAACAUCAACAUCCUCGCUGAGGCAGACCCCUCGCUGCUGCGGCCCGCCACCGCGGCGGAAGAAGCGCUGUACGAGCAGCUGCAGAAGGGGCGGGAGGCAGCCGCGGAGCGGCAGCAGGCCGCCGCGGAGCAGGCAGGAAAUGGCAAGGGCGGGCGCUGGGCGGCGGCGCCGCACGCCGGGCGCUGCUUCUAUACGCCGCUGCCGCGCCUGGUCAAGCGGGGGGGAUUGACACCGCAGGAGCUCACGGCGCUCAACCUGGACAAGUCGCGGGUAUUGGAGGAGGUGCUGACAAAGCACUUCAAGGGAGACCAGGAAGCCUUCCUGGGCGAGUUCCAGUUCUGCUUCCUGGCCUUUCUGCUGGGCCAGUCGCUGGAGGGGUUUGCGCAGUGGAAGGCCUUCCUGUGCCUCAUGUUUGGCUGCGACGACGCGCCGCUGGGCGCCCGCAGCCAGCUGUUUGCAGACUUCCUGCGCGCCCUGCACGCCCAGCUUGCGCACAGCCUGGCGCCGGUGAGCGGUGGC
Messenger RNA from Chlorella variabilis, 960 nucleotides. RefSeq lists its product as hypothetical. NCBI's taxonomy places the organism in Eukaryota, Viridiplantae, Chlorophyta, Trebouxiophyceae, Chlorellales, Chlorellaceae. The transcript has 7 exons. The annotation marks the transcript as partial. The record is from RefSeq and is a predicted model, not a curated record. Gene Ontology annotation, biological process: spliceosomal tri-snRNP complex assembly.